Messenger RNA from Cornus florida, 1138 nucleotides. Its product is annotated as DNA-directed RNA polymerase II subunit RPB7. Gene Ontology annotation, cellular component: RNA polymerase II, core complex; P-body. The record is from RefSeq and is a predicted model, not a curated record. Gene Ontology annotation, biological process: transcription initiation at RNA polymerase II promoter; positive regulation of nuclear-transcribed mRNA poly(A) tail shortening; positive regulation of translational initiation. Lineage: Eukaryota; Viridiplantae; Streptophyta; Magnoliopsida; Cornales; Cornaceae. Bases 254 to 787 code for a protein of 177 amino acids. Gene Ontology annotation, molecular function: translation initiation factor binding; single-stranded RNA binding; single-stranded DNA binding. The transcript is spliced from 7 exons.
AAAUCAAUCGAUUUCAGAUUUCAGAUUUCAGACAGCUGAUUCUCUUUGUAGAACAGCUUUGAGCCUUCUCACCGAUUCUUCGACAUUCAUUGAACACACUAAGCCUUCUCACGCCACUGUUGAUCGAAGAUUGGUUGCUCAACUUGCUCUUCGACAUUCACGAACAGAGAGUCUCAGAGACUCAGACACGGUCAAUUGCGAACACAUCAAGCCUUCUCAAAUUCAACAGUUUGGUUCGGUUAGGUCUGGAAAAAUGUUUUUCCACAUAGUAUUGGAGCGAAACAUGCAACUCCAUCCUCGCCACUUUGGCCGCGACCUCCGAGAAAAACUUGUCGCCAAACUCAUGAAGGAUGUGGAGGGCACUUGCAGCGGUCGACACGGAUUUGUGGUCGCGAUUACCGGGAUUGAGAAUGUUGGCAAAGGGCGUAUCCGAGACGGCACUGGGUUCGUGACCUUCCCUGUGAAGUACCAGUGCGUUGUAUUUCGACCCUUUAAAGGGGAGAUCUUAGAAGCUGUUGUUACUAUGGUCAAUAAGAUGGGAUUUUUUGCUGAAGCCGGGCCUGUCCAAAUAUUUGUGUCCAAUCAUUUAAUACCAGAUGAUAUGGAGUUCCAAUCCGGAGAUAUGCCUAACUACACGACUUCUGACGGAUCAGUUAAGAUUCAAAAGGAUAGUGAAGUUCGAUUAAAGAUUAUUGGAACUCGAGUGGAUGCUACAGAAAUUUUCUGUAUUGGUACCAUAAAAGAUGAUUUCCUGGGUGUGAUCAGUGACCCUGGCUCAACUUCAUAAUGGAAUUGUUGGUGUUUAUCACAUCAAACCGCACCAUCCCAUAGUACGCAAUGGGCAUGCCUAACUUGCUUAAUUUUGUUUCAGAAAUUCCUAGUGUUGGUGGUGCUGCAUUCAAUAUCGUGCGACUGAUAUAAGAGUAUACUGUUAUGUGUUGUGUAAAAAGAUUGCUCUGAUGUUCCCGGCUAGGUAAAAGGAAAGCUGUUGGCUGUGUCUGGUUGCAGCCCAUUUUGUAUGAAGUUGAGCUAUUCAUGCUGUGAAAUGGUUUGUUGUCAAAUAUCACGAUUGACAUAGAUUCUAAUGAAUCCUGAGCCAAUAUAUAUAUAUAUAUAUAUCUUUCUUGGCCCUGCAUAA